This is a messenger RNA of Penicillium expansum, 672 nucleotides long. RefSeq lists its product as uncharacterized. NCBI's taxonomy places the organism in Eukaryota, Fungi, Ascomycota, Eurotiomycetes, Eurotiales, Aspergillaceae. The transcript is spliced from 2 exons. The record is from RefSeq and is a predicted model, not a curated record. The coding region runs from base 1 to 672 and encodes 223 amino acids.
AUGCGCAGGGGAAACAUCGAAAUGCAUCUACCCCGAGAGUGCUUACCUUUGGGAUACUUGAACCAAUUGGAAGAGAGACUGGCGGAGACCGAGUCAGCCCUCUACGGGGCUUUGAUGACCGUUCGUUCAAUGGGACAACCAACAGCAGUCCAGACCCUAGCAAAGACGGAUACUAGCCCCAAAAACAAGGCAGCUCGCAUGGAAGAGUGGUCUCAGCUGCCCCUUCGAGAAUGGCCUGAUAUGGAGCGUUGGCUGGCGGUCAUGUCGGACCGGUUUACCAUUGAGCAGCCAAGUGACGUGGUUUCAAACACAUCGGGACGUGGCUACGCGGUGAAUCCUAUGACUCCUACUCAUAAUCAAUCGCAGAGCUUGGGAGAUCAACCUCAUUCUGUAUUAGUCUCACAUGCAUGGCAACAUAGGGACAACGGGGUCAGUUCGGGAAGUGCAUACGAUGCUCAUCAGCCCCACCCCGGAGUGAUGGCUUCACCGGCUUAUUUUAGACACCAAGCCGCGGUGGAACCCGACCCCGUGCCGUCUCCAGGUAGUUCUCGAGACGGAAUAACUGGCAUCGGGGAUGCUGUCGGUGUUUCGGAUGCAAGAGCUGGGGUGGAGACGGGGCGGUCGAGCAAAGCUGAGGAGCUGUCACACAAUAACCCGAGCCUUUACUUUUAA